This is a messenger RNA of Symbiodinium sp. CCMP2592, 624 nucleotides long. Lineage: Eukaryota; Dinophyceae; Suessiales; Symbiodiniaceae. The record is from the annotation of a GenBank genome assembly.
AUGGCCAAGUCCCGAAGCAGCAUCUUGGCGUUGGCCACCUUGGCAACGGGCCUGUUGGCCUUAGUGUGGAGCAUGGACCUCGGCUUUGUGGUCCCACGCAGCACCAUCGCCAACCAGGCCCCUCCUUCGAGUGCUUUGGUGGCUGGCAGCGCGGCCUUGCUUGCGGCCGCCCCGAUGCCGGCCUAUGCGGGAGGCAUGUUCGACUUCGGACUGACACUGCCCUUUGUGGCGGUGUCCUUCCUCACCUUGAUGGCAGUGCUGAAUGCGCUUUUCUAUGCUCCAGUGUCCGAGGAGGUUGAAGAGCGCAAUGCCAAGCUCCUACAGACCUUAUCGGAGGCCACGGACAUGCUGGCAGAGGCUGAUGAGAUGCAGGUGCAAUACACCGCCGAAAUCAAGGAGGCUCGCGAAAAGGCUGCACAGGAGCUGGCAGAUGCGCGAGCAAAGACAGAGGCUCUCAUUGAGACCCAGCUGGCGGCUGCCGCGGAUGCGCGCGAGAAGAAAGCCGCUGAAGUGAAGGUGAAGCUCAACGCAGAGAUGGCGUCCAAGAUCCAGGCUGCCGAGUCUGAGAUCGUGAAGAGGAAGGAUGGCUUCGUGAAGGCGACGCUGUCUGGAGUGGGCCUUUGA